This is a messenger RNA of Effrenium voratum, 822 nucleotides long. NCBI's taxonomy places the organism in Eukaryota, Dinophyceae, Suessiales, Symbiodiniaceae. The record is from the annotation of a GenBank genome assembly.
AUGCUGUUGGAUUCGGGAUUCGGCCAGAUCCGGAAAGCCACCGCCUGCCUGGUUUGGAGCGAGACCCACGACUCGUCGCUCUUCAAUCUCUUUUGCGAGCACACCAUGCUGGCAGGAUUUGUGGCGGCGCUCAGGGCGGCCAGUCCGGUGCCGGUGAAGCUGCAAAUCCUCCAGACGCUCUCCAUCUUGGUGCAAAAUGCACAACGCGACACUUCUUUCAUCUACUUGCUCUCUCAAGGGCUUCUCAACGAUUUUUUCGACGACCCCCCUGCGAACAUGGACGAGGAAGCCCUCGCCUACUUCAUCACACUACUGAAGGGCAUUGCCUUUCGCCUGGAUGGGCAGCUGGCGCUGCUGUGCCUGCAGAGGAACCCGAGAAGAGGUUGCGGCUACGAGGGCGCGACCCCGAGCACGAGCUCGGCGAGCCCCACCGCCACCCCCAGCCCGAGCGAAGGCCCUUCGCUGCGGAUGCCCAUCUUCGAGCGCUCCGUACGAUUGAUCGGGCACCCGGAUCCCAUGGUGCAGACCUCGGCGCGGUCCGCGGCGCUGCGCCUGCUGAGCUUCGAAGGGCCCGUGAAGGGCGCCGUGGAGCCGGCGGCGGCAGGCGAGAGGGCCUUCAGGGCCUUCAGGGCCUUCAGGGCAUCAAUGAAAGCAGGGGCUGGUGGCAAUCUUUCCCAUGAGCAGCUUGCACAAUCCCGGAAGGAGGCAGCAGGGGCCUCCUGGCGCCGGCGGUGGCUGAGGUGGCCUGUCAACUCCACUUCAGGGACCAGAAGGCCGCUCUGGCGCAGCUUUUGGACUUCGCGGGGGACCUCUUCAACGUAG